This is a messenger RNA of Jaculus jaculus (lesser Egyptian jerboa), 1521 nucleotides long. It is a transcript of the gene Stk17a, whose product is annotated as serine/threonine kinase 17a. The record is from RefSeq and is a predicted model, not a curated record. Gene Ontology annotation, molecular function: ATP binding; protein serine/threonine kinase activity. Gene Ontology annotation, cellular component: nucleus. The coding region runs from base 1 to 1197 and encodes 398 amino acids. NCBI's taxonomy places the organism in Eukaryota, Metazoa, Chordata, Mammalia, Rodentia, Dipodidae. Gene Ontology annotation, biological process: protein phosphorylation; intracellular signal transduction; positive regulation of apoptotic process. The transcript is spliced from 7 exons.
AUGAUCCCCCCGGAGAAGCCGGGCGCCGCCGCCUCCGCCCCGGGCUGUCGGGCGCUGCGGCCUCCGGCCCGCGGGCUGCUCGCUGAGAUCCGCGCCCGCCUGCGCUCCGAGCCCUUCCGGGACGCCUACGGCCUGAGCCCGGGCCGCGAGCUGGGCAGGGGGAAAUUUGCAGUAGUGAGGAAAUGUAUAGAAAAAACUACUGGAAAAGAAUUUGCAGCAAAAUUCGUGAGAAAAAGAAGAAAAGGCCAGGAUUGCCGGAUGGAAAUAAUUCAUGAGAUUGCUGUACUUGAGCUAGCUCGGGACAGCCCUUGGGUUAUUAAUUUGCAUGAAGUAUAUGAGACACCGUCAGAAAUUAUCCUGGUUCUGGAAUACGCUGCUGGGGGCGAAAUCUUUAACCAGUGUGUUACCGAGCAGGAGGACGCCUUUAAAGAAAAAGAUGUCCAAAGACUCAUGCGACAGAUUGUGGAAGGUGUCCACUUCUUACAUUCUCACGAUAUUGUUCAUCUUGAUUUGAAGCCUCAGAACAUUCUGCUGACAAGUGAAGCUCCGCUGGGGGACAUUAAGAUAGUGGAUUUUGGCCUUUCAAGAAUAGUGAAGAACAGUGAAGAGCUCCGAGAAAUUAUGGGGACCCCCGAGUAUGUGGCUCCCGAAAUUCUUAGUUAUGAUCCUAUCAGCAUGGCAACAGAUAUGUGGAGCAUAGGCGUGCUAGCCUAUGUCAUGCUGACAGGAGUGUCGCCCUUCCUGGGUGACAACAAACAAGAAACCUUCCUGAACAUCUCACAGAUGAACCUAAGUUACUCUGAGGAAGAAUUUGAUGGUGUGUCUGAGUCAGCUAUUGACUUCAUCAAGAGACUUCUGCUUAAGAAGCCUGAAGACCGAGCCACUGCUGAAGAGUGCCUAAAGCACCCAUGGCUGUCAGGGCGUGGUGAUCAGGAUCCGUCAUGCAAGAAGAAAGGAGCGCUGGCAGAAGUGAAUACUCUCCCAAAAGGCGAAUCUGUACCUCACGUUGAUGCAGAUACCGAGGCAAGAGGAUCCAAGGAACGCCUUGGGACAGAGGAGUUAAUCGUAGUUACUUCAUACACUGUAGGACAAUGCAGACAGUCUGAAAAAGAGAAAAUGGAGCAAAAGGCCAUUUCCAAACGAUUUAAAUUUGAUGAACCAUUACUGCAAGAAAUUCCAGGAGAAUUCAUCUACUGAAAGUUCUCUUUAGAACUUUAAGAUUUCUACAUUGAAAAUGUUAUUUAUGGACCUCUGGCCAAAUGGUACAUGCACUGGAAGUGAACAAACCAUAUCUCACGGAUAAAAAGUAAUUUUCUCAAACUUGUGAAGUUAAGUGAAUCAAGCCAGAUUAAUGAAAUCACCAAACAGGAGUCCUAACAGUUAAUGUGCUUCACAGUUCUGUUAAAGAAGAGAGAUGUUCGCACCUUUUUAUUCGAUAUCCUGUUUCUCUAGAUUGAGAACUGUAUACAGAUAUUUGUACCCACUUUAUUUAAAAAUCCCAGUAAAAGUGCCAAUACUACA